UGUCUUGAAAGCAUGGCGGCGGCGAUGAGUGACGGCAUUGAAAUUAAAUUCGCUCAAAAACUUGCUGGCAAUGAAAAAGAAGGAAGAGAUCGAGCUUUGAAAAAGCUUAAGAAAUGGAUAAAUCUCAAAUCUGAUCCGGGGUCAGAAGAUAGUGCCUUCAGCGAAUUGGAGCUGUUGAAGCUAUGGAAGGGCCUGUUCUACUGCAUGUGGAUGUCGGACAAGCCGCUGGUGCAAGAGGAACUGGCAGAGGAGCUGAGCCAGCUGGUGCACCUGUUCCCCCACGGCCAGGACGCCGUCACCUUCUGCAGUACCUUCUUCACCACCAUGGCGCGCGAGUGGCACAGUAUCGAUGCCAUCAGGCGGGACAAGUUCAUGAUGCUGGUGCGGCGCGUGCUGCGCCAGAGCCUGGCGCUGGCGGCGAGCGCCGGCUGGAGCGGCCCGCUGACCGAGCGGCUGCUGGCCGUGUACGCCGUCGCCUUCGCCUGUCCCGAGGACAAGGCGCGCCUGCCGCUCGGCCUGCAGCUGCACCUGGUCGAGAUCUGCCUGGAGGAGGUGGCUAAGGUGGCUGGCGGACGCCUGGCGCCCCAGCAGCUCGCGCCGUUCCUCCGGCCGUUCGUGGAGGUGCUGAAGGUGAGCAGGGACCGCGUGCUGCGCACCACCGUCACCAACAGCAUCUUCUACCACCUGAUGCGGCAGAGUGACGUCGGUAUUGCGCAUGAGGCCCAGAUCAGCAGGGCGGCGGCCGGCCUGGACAGCGACGACGACGAAGAGGAGGCGAGCGAAGAGUCGGACUCGGCCCCGGACGCCUCGGCCGGCGGGCCACUGGACCCGCGCGCCGGCGGCGUGGACGUCAUGCUGCCGCAGCUGGACGUGGACUACGCCCGCCUGGCCGACGAUCUGGUGGCGGCCGGCGCCGAGCCGACUGUCCGCCAGGCCAGCCGCACUGCCCUCUACCGGCUAGCGCAGCAGUUCCGUGACCUGAGCGAGGGCGAGUACCCGCUGGCGCUGCGGCUGCCGGAUCAGGUGGACUCGGACUCGGACAUCAGCGACGAGGACAUCCAGGCGGCGGUGCAGCGCCUCCAGACAACGAAAGCUCGUCUGAACAGGGACAGUCGCCGAAACAAGCGACUCCUGAACGGCGACGGCGACAACGAAGACGAGCCGGAGCCGAAAAAGAAGAAGAAAAAGCUGAAGCACCAGGUGCUGACGAACGGUGUGAUUGAUACGGGCGAGGCGCUGCUGGCCGAGGCCGGCGCAGCGGAGACAGAGGAAGCGCCGGCCGCGGGGGCGGCGCCAGAGCCGCCGCGCGGAGGGCGCCUUACGCUGAAGGAGCGGCGGCGCCGGAAGCUCAUGGAAAAGAAACAGGCCGAGCUGGACAAGCUGGAGAGGAAGAGGAAAAAGCGUGAGAAGAUGGCGAAGCUGAACGGUACGGCGUCGGCGCUCGAAAAUAGUCAUUCCAUGCAGAAUGGUGAGAUGGGAGAUGGAAAACAUAGCAAAAGUAAGGGUAGGAAGACGGCUUCAGGAACGGGGGUGGAUGCAGUGGUUCAAGAAGGGCGUUUCGCACCUGAAGAAGUGCAGAAUAGUACUAAUUUUAGCCACGUGACAAAGGAGUCAGACAAGCAACCGUCUUCAAAAAUAUCCAAUGUACAAACAGGAAAAGGCGUUUUUAGCUUAGAACAGGUGACUCCAGGCAAGAAGAAAGCUUCGAAGACGAAAUCGGCGGAGGGGGACAGCCCUUCGCCCCGCGCUGCAGCAAACCGGUCCGUCGCCGAGGUCGAAGCGGCGCCGACUCCCCGACAGAAGAAGUCUAAGAACAAGAAGUCGGCGGCGGUGAACGGUGAGGUCGUUGUCGAUAUGGAAACCACACCCCGAGGGAAGAAAGCCAAGAAGCUGCCACCAGCAGAUAGCUGGGUAACUAACGACAUCGAAAAGACCCCGCGGCAGAAAAAAGCCCAGAAGCAGUCGCUACCAGAGAGCGAGACCACUACCGACGCUGAAGCGACGCCGCCAUCCAAGCGCAAGAAGUCCAAGGCGAAGAAGGGCUCGCCCACGAGCGCGGCCUCGCCCGAGCCCGGUGUGGGCGCCGGCCGCGGGCCGAGCAGCGCCACCGUGGCGACGCCUGGUGACCAGCAGUCGGGCUCGACGCUGGACUGGAGCCUGGCGGCGGCGGACGACUGGGGCGACGCGCCCGUCCAGGACGCGGCGCAGGCGCAGUUCGCCCGCUUCGUCGCCUCCAAGCCCGUGCCGGCCUUCGUCAAGCUGCGAUCGUCCAAGGGCGCGGCAAAGGGCGGCCAGGGCCAGGCGUUACCAGCUUCUCCAUCCACGCCAGGCGUCAAGAAGGUGAAGAUUAAUCUCUCCGAAAACAAGUCCCAGGGUUUCAAGGAGCACCUGAUCACGGUCCGCAACUCGCCGCAAGUGCCGCACAACCCGGACAGGCGGCCAGCCAAGGGCCUGCUGAAGGUGGCCACGCCCGGUGCGGCGACCGGCGCCGGCGACGGUGGCCGCGCCAGGCCCGGCGCGCGCCGCCGCAGCCACGCCGCCGACUUCUUCAACCUGUGAGCGGUCGGCCGGCGGUGGGCCCGUGCCCGUGACGCGUGCGGCGGCCGGCCGGCCGCGACCGCGAUCGUCCCGGAGGCGCGGCUGGUGCUGCGGCGCCGGUGCGCCCCUUUUGAGGGUGGUUUGGAGCGUUUGACUGGGUCAGAGCGGGUAGCGGGUUUUGAGGCGCUCCCAAGAGUGCUUUGUUCUGUGCCGGCCGUCGUGCAUGUUUUGGAAGAUUUGUGAUUCCAAGCGACAAUAGAAGGC
Messenger RNA from Pollicipes pollicipes, 2802 nucleotides. RefSeq names its product ribosomal RNA processing protein 1 homolog A. Gene Ontology annotation, biological process: rRNA processing. The record is from RefSeq and is a predicted model, not a curated record. The transcript has 9 exons. NCBI's taxonomy places the organism in Eukaryota, Metazoa, Arthropoda, Thecostraca, Pollicipedomorpha, Pollicipedidae. Gene Ontology annotation, cellular component: nucleus; preribosome, small subunit precursor. Bases 13 to 2559 code for a protein of 848 amino acids.